Messenger RNA from Lymnaea stagnalis (great pond snail), 714 nucleotides. Lineage: Eukaryota; Metazoa; Mollusca; Gastropoda; Lymnaeidae. The record is from the annotation of a GenBank genome assembly.
UGAAGGCUCCAGAGAAGGUGGCAUCAAACUGGUUGUACACAGCGACAAGGGAGAUUACCAUGAACUCACCAAUGUGACCAAUCAGACACACUCAUAUUCUCUUAUCUCUGACCAGGCCGAGAAAGGUGUUGGGGCCAAAACGCCAACGUCCACCCCAGGCAGGAAGAGAAUCCACCCACAAAAGCCGGGAAAGUACAAGUGUAAAUACUGUGACAGAACGUGUGCAAAGCCGAGUGUUCUCGAGAAACAUUUAAGAGCGCAUACGAAUGAACGGCCUUUCCCAUGUGUGGUGUGCGGUGUGUCUUUCAAAACAAAGAGCAACUUGUCCAAACAUUGUAAAUCGAAUGCGCACAUGUCCAGGACGGGGAUUUCCUGGGCAGGCUCUAAAGAUAAUAGCAACACCGAGGUCAAGGAUGAGGAAGGGAAACAGGAAGAGGAGGAUAAUGAUUCAGAAUGCACGGACACCGAUGUCGAGGGUGCCGGAUAUGUGGAUAAUGAUGAUGAGAGUGGCGAUGAGAACCCAAAAGUAAUUGUUGAAAGCACGGACGGUCAGCUCCAGAUAAAGCCCGAGCCACCUGUGCGCCAAGGGAGCGUACUUGAAGGGAUCAGACAGAAGAUUGAUAAGAACAAACGGCAGCAACAGGAGCAGGAGAAGGAGGGCAAGCUGGAGAUCAGUAAAUGGUUCACCCGCAUAUUUGACGCCUUCGACAAGCC